AUGUCGCAGGCAAACAGUGUUUCAGUAGACAAUGUCCGUCAUAGAUCAGCACGGGCAGUGGAAUAUUACAAACAGCGAGUGUUGCCCAUCUAUCAGGAUAAACGUGACCAAUCCCCCUCUUCACGCCAAAGGCACCACUAUGGGUCAGAGGACAACCUGAAUGGUCUCCACCCUUCAGAAAGCAAGGGAGGAGGCGGGGACAAAGAAAGACGUGUUGGAUUCAAGGAUGUAGCAGAAAAUAAUGUCACCUCACAUAACGGAGAUGGCUGGCUUGUUAGGGGUGGUCAUCGUGCCACAUUUCAUGGAACUCAUUCCAAUUCAUCAUGGAAUAAAGGUAGCGGAAGAAGUGAAGCAUCAACAAGGGGGGAUAACUCUCAUUCAAAAUCUGUCCCAAAGCCAAAACAGACUCCAGAAAGUAGUGUGAUGAGUAGUAGUGCAAGUAGUGGUAGUUCUUCUACGAAGCGAUUCAGUAGAGGAUUGUAUCGGAGUAACAGUAAUCUGGAGAUGGAUAGUAUCGAGUACAUAGAUGCUGAUGAUGUGCACAAUCGUAGUAUACAUAGGGACUAUGGGAGUACCUCUUCCCUCGACAUCAUGGGUACAAGCACCAGUAGUGACAGCUUCUUUGCUAUGUUAAAAGACUUUAAGGAUGUGAAUAUUGAUCAGCGUAGUCCUGCUCCAGCCAAAUUAAGUGAGUUUUUAAGAGGUGGGUUUGAUAUAAAAGCCAACAAUAUUAGAGACCGACAUUUUGAAAAGACCACAAAUGGAAGUGUUCCAAUAGAUAAAGUGGUCGGAGAGGAUGAAGUUGAUAGUCCUAGAACAAAAUCAAAAUUCAAACAUAAGGACAGGAAAUCUAGGGCAAAGUCAAUAACGGCAGAAACGAGGCCGCAAGGGCUGUUAAAUAAGCUUCGAGGUAAGACAGAUGUGGAAUCUGGGGCAAAGACUCCAGAAAAUAUUGACAUUGACCUACGUGCAGAAGAAAGGUUAAGGUGCAAGGCCAUUAACCACUAUGACUGCCAGAGUUUGGGAUUUAGCAUUCAGGACGCGGUGGACAAGCAGCAUCAGGCCCUUACAGCCAAAAACAUAUCAACUGGGGCAUCUGCUGCUUCUGCUAAUCGCAACAGUUUGGCUGCUGACAAAGAUGCACCAGACAUCUUGGAAGAAACAGACGAUGGUGACAAUAAGAGCAAUGGUCUUGUUCUAAGUUGUCCAUUUUUCCGUAAUGAGACAGGAGGGGAAGAGGAAAGAACUAUAAGUCUGGGCAAGACUACUGUGUCGAAAAGUCCCUCUCUUCCCAACACGUCCCAAAGUGCAAUAAAUGCCAUACCAAGUCGCUCUCCAGCCUGUUGUGGCUUAUCAAUACUCGACUCAGCCCCGACACCAACUGGACUAAUACUUCCCCACGUGGUGUUACAUAGGGGUCAUGUGAUAGAAGGGGAUGACUGUGGCGCCACCUACUAUCGUCACUUUUUCUAUGGAUAUGACCACCAGAACUACUUUGGAAUAGAUGAAAACCUGGGUCCAGUGGCAGUCAGUCUUAGACGGGAAAAGUUGGAGGAUCGAGAGAACAACUUAGGGAAAGCUGAAUAUGGCCAGUACCAGUACAGAAUUAUCUUCAGGACAAGUCAGUUGGUUACCUUGAGGGGGUCAGUGUUGGAGGAUGCUAUCCCAUCGUCAGGGGGUCGGCUGAGCAGCUCUCGUGGAAUUCCAAUCAAAGAUAUCCUGGAUUUUGCCCUUCCAGAGCUCCAGGCUUCCUGUCUGAAACAAUCACUAUCUAGUCAGAAAACUUCCGACCAGCUACUCAAGUUGGACGAACAAGGGGUAUCAAAAACGCACAAAAUUGGAGUGAUGUAUUGUAGAAGUGGUCAGUCCACAGAGGAGGAGAUGUACAACAAUGAAACUUCUGGACCAGCAUUUGAGGAAUUCUUGAAUUGUAUUGCCCAGAAAGUGAGGUUAAAAGGAUUUGAGAAAUAUAGGGCCCAAUUAGACAACAAAACUGAUUCUACAGGAACCCAUUCCUAUUAUGCAACCUUUAGUACUUGUGAGAUCAUGUUCCAUGUGUCAACACUCCUCCCGUUCACACCUAGUAAUAAACAACAGUUGCUACGUAAACGCCACAUAGGAAACGAUAUUGUAACCAUCGUGUUUCAAGAACCUGGAGCGUUGCCAUUUACUCCAAAAGUUGUGCGGUCCCAGUUUCAACAUGCUUUCAUCAUUGUUCGCUGUCACAAACCCUGUACUGAAAAUGUCCAUUACAGUGUUGCUGUUUCUCGAUCCAAAGAUGUCCCUCCUUUUGGUCCUCAUAUACCAGAAAAUGCCUUCUUUAGUAAAUCCCAAGAUUUUGCAGACUUUUUGUUGGCAAAAUUAAUAAAUGCAGAACAUGCUGCCCACAAGUCUGAGAAGUUCCUAGCGAUGGCCACAAGGACACGAACAGAAUACCUCAAAGAUUUAGCCCUGAAUCAUGUUACGUCCAACACUCCUGAUACCGGCUCCAAACUCAGUAAAUUUGGACUCGGCAGCGGUAAAAAGCGAGAGAAGAGUAAACAGAAAGUCAUCCCCGACAUGUUCUCUAGUGGUGCCAUCUCGUGGAGUAUUGUUGCUGAAGACUUUGGCCAAUCCACCCAGGUAGACAGUAUACUAGGUAUCUCUGACGAAGUGCUGGUCAUCACGGAGGAGAGCAGUAAACUGGUCAUCUUUACUGUCCACUGUGGAGCUAUAAUAGGCUGGACGUCUCAGGCCACAAGUGUAAAAGUGUUCUACAAUCAAGGAGAAAGUGUGUUAUUUAAGCCCCAGAGUGGAGAGAUGGAGGAAAUUAGUGAGAUCUGUACCAGGCUGUCGGCUGUUUCCCAGGGCUGUGAGACAUUAGAUAUGACAUUACGGCGCAAUGGUCUAGGUCAGCUUGGCUUCCACAUACAGACCGAAGGAAUUGUUACGGAUGUGGAGCAUCGUGGGUUCGCCUGGGAGGCAGGCCUCAGGAAAGGCAGCCGAUUGGUUGAGAUCUGCAAAAUAUCAUCAGCAACAUUAACUCAUGAACAGAUGGUUGAUCUACUGAGGACUUCUGUCACUGUCAAGGUGGUAGUGAUUCACCCGCUGGAUGACGGGACCCCCAGGGGUGUUGCUACACUUCACACUAACUGCCACUACUCCUCCCUGACCACCCUCAAUGCUGCCAUGCAAGCCAAUGAGCAUGUGCAACAGCGUCAGAAAGAGGCUUCUACAAACUUCAGCAAGUCUACCGAGUACAUUCCAAAGACGGGACGAGAAACACCGACAAGGAAGUCUGCAAAUUCUGACGAUUUUCUGUUUACGGACUCAUCAUCAAUCAAUCUAGCAGGAUCACUGGAUCAUAUACACUUGCGAGGGGAAGCUUCAAAAAUUAUUUCAACUGUGACAGAACACAACUUGCUCCACCAGAGGGAGCUUUCACGAGUUUCCUCUAGCUCCAAUGAGUCUUACCACCUGCGGGAAAUAUCACUCUCCACUGAAGCUGUUGCUAAGGAGCAGAGACGGGACUCUCGCAUUUCCAGCAGCUCUAGUGAACAGGGGCCAGCUAGUCCACCCAUCCAUACAGAAAAUACCAAAAUGAUAUACGAGACACAGAGGGGCUGCCUCACACUACCCCUACAGAAAAAGUCAGCACAGUCUAGAGGUGACAUGAGAGCAUCCCCCCUGAAGGGUCUUAGCCCCAAGUACCGCGAGUUCCGCCAAGGUAUCUCUAACAUAACUACUGGUGGGCCAGGGCUACACCAUGCCUUUACAGAACCCAUUCUUUCUAAAUCUUCUGUUGACGAAGGCUAUGGCACGUCACGACAUGGCUCCGACUUGUCCACACGAACUGAUGAUAUUCGACAUGAACGCACAGGGUCCAAGGACAAUGGGGACUAUGCUCUGAUUGGCGUUUAUGUGGAGCUCGACAGACUCGGGUUUUUCUCAGGUGCUAGUGCAAAACAGUGGAAUAGUGCUUCAGCAAGACAAAACCAGGGCGUGUCUCGAAGAUGGAAUGAAUCAAACUCCAGUGGGGACUCCAGCAACUACGGAGGCAGUUAUAUACACUUAUCUGAUAGUACUCCCAGUGUGACCUCUGGACCAACUUCAUCACAAGGUCAAGGGCAGAGUAACACCACCUAUCAGGUACCCAAGAAAAGUGCGACUCCAUCAGACAUUGAGGCUGCAGUAGCUGCAGUUAAACAUGGCAACUUUUCACUUGAGCUGCUGAAACAGUCGCAAAACACAAAGUUCUUGUUGAGUCAAGGUCAAGCAGGAGUUGGUCAAGCAGAACGUAGUACUGGUAAUUCUCAGAGCUCUAGUGUCAAUCUCAGUGACACAUCUUUCUCCAGCGGGUCAAGUCACAACUCCGCCAACGCUCUUCUUAGCAAUCGAGGGCAAGGUCAAGGUCCAAGUGACCAUACAACUGCAGGGUACAACAAAUUGUCAUUAGAAGAUACCAACAGGAAAAGGGCAGACUCGGCCUCAACAAAUAGUAAAGGGCGGCCAGCCGGGCUUUUACAGGGUCGUCACCAGUUACAGUCCUCCUCACCACUCAGUAGCGAGAACAGUAGUCCCCGAUCAUCUCACAAAAAUCUCUCAGGAAUGUCUUCAGAAGAAUCUCUUAACACACGUCUACGACCAGGUGUGACGACAAAAUUGUCGCGAGCACAGGCCAACAAUAAUCUUGAAGAGGAGCUCAUGAGACUUAUAGACCCUGAUAUCACCAACACAGAGUUACGGGGUGUCAUGUUGAAUGCAGGUAUGAAACCAAAAACUGCAAAACUGAAAAGGACUAUGUCAGAGGAGAGCUUACAUAGCCUGAAGGGUGCAACAUUGUCUAGUUCUCUAGACACUAACUUGACGGAUGUGAUCUUCUCCACCACCACACCCUCUUACAAACAAGACAAGGCCAGGAGAAUGUCACCAGGCGAAAGCUCAGUGUUAGACAGUCUGACCAAAGCUACAGUAAAACCUGGAGCUAAUGUUCCCCUGCCGGAUUCCACUGCUGGCCUGGAGUGGUCAAGUCUGGUCAAUGUUGCCACAAAAGCCAUAGAAGGAACAGGUACAGAAGGGAAAGGUGCAAAAGCCAAGGUGCCAUCUACUAUAGAUGUAAAAGAGGAAAAGACAGUGAAAGAAUCAACAAAGAAAUCUGUCCUCACCUCCACCACCUGUCCCACCAACUACAGCUCUAAUACCCCAGUAUGGAGACCUGUAGUGCCAAACCCACAGCAACGAAUCACAGAGCUGGAGAAUAAGGUAGCACAGCUGGAGCAUGAUCUCAACAAGGAAAAACAAGAGAAUGCAGAAUUAGAAGCAGAGGUACAAGAAUUAAAACAUGAAAAUGUUCGACUACAGGAGGAGUCACAGACUGCUGCUGCUCAGCUACGCAAGUUUACUGAGUGGUUCUUCAACACCAUUGAUCGACAGAAUCCCUGAAAAGAUUGUAGGGGAAAUUCCUCACUGACUUCAGUCAAAUGUUUACAGGGCAUGAAGCAGCACUUCAAACUAAUGCCAAGGAGUAUAAAGACUGGGUUUAAAAACCAAAUGAAACUGAAAUUUGUAGAUUUAUGAGUGGAUGUUGAUUAACUCAACACUAAGAAAAGGGAAACUGACUCUGCUUGUUACAAGUGAGACAAAUAAUUGAAGUAAUUGAACUUGAGCUUGCCAGUAACUGCAUAGAUCAUAGUUGAUAUGGACCUGAAAAAGUCUAGCAAUAAACUGAGGGAUUGCCUCAUAAAUCUUUUAUGUAAAUCAAUUUGCAGGAUUCAAAUGUUCUGUGGCAUUGAUGCCCCAAGUGCUGGAAUGACUUUGUCCUCCAUAUUGAUUGUGAGAGAUGGAAAGAAUUCCUGUUUAGAGAGAUACAUGUAUAAAGUGAGAGUUACUGACAAAGUUUCCAAUAUCUCUGGAGAGUAACUUAAAUGGCAGCUGCAUUACAAGCAAAUGUAAUUUUGAUUUAAGGGAGAUAACUCUGCAGAGAAAUACAAGAUAACUCUGUAGAGAGGUACAAUAAUCCAGAUAAAUGUUUAUUUUGGCAACAAGUUAUAUUUUUGGAAAGAUCAAAAAAAAAUUAUUACAUGGAUACAGUGAAAUAAACAGUUUGAUUUUAUGGGCGUCAUCAGAUUCAAUGACAGGAAACAACUAAGUUUGACAGAAAGGACCAUGGAAAGGUCAUUUAAUUUUUAGUUGAAUCUCGUUAUGAAUUGAUGUGAAAUAUUUCAAUAUUAAUGACUUUAUUGUUUAAUGAAUUGUCGUAUUCAGCACACUUAUCAUUAUUUACAUUAUUUUCACAGUGAACAAAACAAUGUAAUUGAUUUCAAAAGGAGACCAAUCCAACAUGCCAUCUAAAUGAUGAUGUUUUCUUAGAACAUACUUGAAGUUAAAAUACCAGUAAUAGUCUGGAUGAUUUAAAGUAGUGAGUUAAUAAUUUUUUUUUUUUUUUGUGAAUUUUAUUUGAAAAUGUCGAUGGUCACGUCAAAUGUUUAUAAAUGUUGAAGAUUUUUUUGCACUUGUAUACUUAAACCCCCCAAAACCAUUAGACUUUGUAUACCAAAAGCAUACAUUUGUAUAUGCAAAAUUUAUCUCUGUAAUGAUUGAACUGUGACUUCACUGUAGCUGAAUGGUGGUAACUGGUAGUGUUCAAAAUGUUGGGAUUAAGAAAGAAAACAUUUACUUAAUGUCAAAACUUAUUCCUGUGCCACAUUUGUUUUAACUUUGUAAUCCAAUUUUAGUGAAACACAAAACCUUUAUGCAUGUGUUUGUUACACUUUGAUAAAACAUGUUUGUGUGUAGAAAUUUGGGGGAAAUAUGAAGAUUUUAUUUUAUGUAUGAUCCAAAGAGAUGAAAAUGUUGCAUAAGUGCAGUGUAUUUAUAGUUUUAACCAAUAAAAACUAUGGUGUGCUAAAAUGUGUCUGAAUUACUGUAAAUCAUUAAUUUAAAUGGAAAGUUUAUUGUCAUUGAACUUGCAGGUACUCCUUUAUUCGUGAAUUCAUAAUUUCACAAAUUGAUAAAUUUGACCGAAUCUUCUUGUACACAUAUCAUUGGAUUUAUUCACUAAACAUCUAGUUCUUGGAAAACUAUAAAACAGGAGUCACACAAAAAUAAAGGAUUUCACAACACAGUCAUUAGCAACACACCCAUUAUUACAAGCUGCACUGUACCUGUAUGCACAGAUAUCACAUCCUGGAAUAAAGCUAAGAUUCAGUCAUACAUUGUUAUAAUGUGGUUUGAUUAAUCUACUUAAAUGAUUUUAACACCUUGCCAUCAUUUGUGUGUAAUUAUGCAAUUUUUUAGCGUUUUUUUAUCAGUGCAAUGAAACUAUUGUAGUCCCAUCCUACUGAAAGUAACCCUGUACAUCCUGCUGCCGAAAUUCAUGUUUAAUUACCUCUUACAACAAUACUUAUCCAUUUCUAUUAUUUGAUAACCAUGACCUUUUUCACAAUGACAAACCAUUGCUGUGUUGUUUUACUGGUCUGUGAUGUUUUUAUUUUUUUUAUCUAAGUUUCAAAUUCUGUACUAGAUGUCUGGAAACAAAUAUUGUAUGGAGAGUGGUUGAUGAAUUAAUGAUAAGUCACUUAAGGACAGUCUUUAUGUAGAGAUUGUGUUCUAGAAUUAAAUGGAAAGACUAGAGUGAAUAAACCUGAUUAUAAAUCUAGAGAAAUAGCAGGGUACCACCAUAUCAUUGUUUCCAUGGAUAUCCUAAGGACAGUUUGACAAGUUUCUUAUCUGCAAUACUGAUGGAACUCCUGGUAAAUGUUACUGAACACUAAACAGGAGGAAGGGUCCAAUUAUCAAGCUGAUUUUUCUUUCUACUUCACAAGAAAAUGUUUUUGUUAAACAUUGUUCCAGUACGUGGUUGAUUUCUACAUUUCUAUUGUACUAUGUAAAACAUUAAUACUAUAGCAUCGAUUACCAGCAGGACAUUUCAGACUUCUCAUAUCCUUUUGUCAUAUUUGUGUGAAGAUUUCUGUCAUAUGUAAAUAGUCUUAUCUUAUUAUAAUUCCUAUAUCUUAUGUUUUGUAUAAAACUUACUUUUAUAAUACUCAAUAUCAUGGAUUUGUGAUGGUGUCAGUUGUGGAAGAGUAGUUGUUUUUCCCUGAAUGCGAUAUGAAUGAACGAGUCCAAUUAUCUUGGUGGUUCCAUUUCUCUUUAUUAUACUAUUAAAUAUCAUGGUGAAAUUUCUACACAUUUCUCACCCAUUUAUACUAUAAUGUAUAUUUGUGAGAAUUAUAUAAAUCAAUAAUAAUAGGGGUCCUAUUUGCUACAAUAUGGUAUUGUACACAUUUUAUGAGAACGUUUUUGUACAUCCCAGUGAUGCUGAAAAAUUAUAUUUUUGGAUUUGAUAAUCAGAAUUUAAUGAGCAGAAAUAACUUGAAGUGAAACUUCAUUUUAUCUGGAAUAUCUUUUUUGAGGCUAUUCAAUUUGGUGGAUUAAGAACGUUCUACUUUACAUUAUAUCUUGAUUCCAAGUAUAAGUCUCGGAGAUAGCAUUAUCUGAAGGCCAAGCCAGCAUGCAGCAUUUAAUCUUGUCCACAUAUAUAUACAUAUCUCUUUUAUUUCUGACCUCAUUCAUAUUGUGUACAUAAACAUACCUAGGGCUAAACAUAGAUAUAGUUAGAUAUCUCCAAACUUGCAUUUGAACAUAGCAUUAAUUUAUUGUAAAGACAAUACAAACAUUCUCAUUUUAUUUAUUGUAUAGAAGAGUUUAUUUCACUAUCAAUUUUCAUUUUCUUGUAUAUAGUGUACUUAUUGACAGAACAUAUAGUCCUAUAUAUGAUAUAGACACAUAUGAAAGUAAGUGAUGAAUAAAAAUAUCAAGAAACAA
This is a messenger RNA of Ylistrum balloti, 8805 nucleotides long. RefSeq names its product signal-induced proliferation-associated 1-like protein 1. Gene Ontology annotation, biological process: regulation of small GTPase mediated signal transduction; activation of GTPase activity. NCBI's taxonomy places the organism in Eukaryota, Metazoa, Mollusca, Bivalvia, Pectinida, Pectinidae. Gene Ontology annotation, cellular component: cytoplasm. Bases 1 to 5421 code for a protein of 1806 amino acids. The record is from RefSeq and is a predicted model, not a curated record. Gene Ontology annotation, molecular function: GTPase activator activity; protein binding. The transcript is spliced from 24 exons.